GCUACAGCCGGAGCUGGGCGGCGGCGGGCGCUGCCCCAGGAGUCUCGGCGAGCCGGAGGUCGUGGCGCAAUGGAGGGAGUAGAAGAAAAUGGGAGUAUGCAAGUUGGAGAAUUGUUACCUUGCAAGAUUUGUGGAAGAACAUUCUUCCCAGUGGCAUUAAAAAAGCAUGGGCCCAUUUGUCAGAAAACUGCCACUAAAAAACGAAAGACUUUUGAUUCCAGCAGACAAAGAGCUGAAGGAACAGAUAUUCCAACAGUAAAGCCUCUUAAACCUAAGCCUGAACCACCAAAGAAACCAUCUAAUUGGAGAAGAAAACAUGAAGAAUUUAUUGCUACCAUAAGAGCAGCUAAAGGCCUUGAUCAGGCGCUUAAAGAGGGAGGCAAACUUCCUCCUCCUCCUCCACCUUCUUAUGAUCCUGAUUAUAUUCAGUGUCCAUAUUGCCAGAGGAGAUUUAAUGAAAAUGCAGCUGAUAGACAUAUAAAUUUCUGUAAAGAACAGGCAGCACGUAUUAGUAAUAAAGGCAAAUUUUCUACUGAGAGCAAAGGAAAAGCAACAUCUCGAACACAGUAUAAGCCACCUGCGCUUAAAAAAUCAAAUUCUCCUGGAACUACACCAUCAGGAUCUUCACGAUUACCGCAACCAAGUGGCACUAGCAAAACUGUUGUAGGUGUGCCUUCAGGUAAAGUGUCUUCAGUUGGCAGCUCUUUGGGAAACAAACUUCAGACCUUAUCUCCCUCCCAUAAAGGGAUUGCAGCUCCUUACAUAGGUAAGAUGGACAAGUUAGGCCCUCCACUUCGAACUGGAAGACAUGUGCAAAGGUUGUAUGACAGUGAUACAAAAUCAGACAGUGCCAUCAAAAGACAUGAGUUAUUACCCAUUUACAAAGCUAACAUCAAACCUCGAAAUACCACACCCCCUAGUUUGGCACGAAAUCCUGCCUCAAGUGUGCCUACAAGCAAAAGAAAAACAUAUACUGAGAGCUACAUAGCCAGGCCAGAUGGAGACUAUUUAUCUUCACUUAAUGGAGGAAACAUUAAAGGCAUUGAAGGAAAUUCAACAGGACACUUACCAAAAUUCUGCCAUGAGUGUGGGACUAAAUACCCCGUAGAAUGGGCUAAGUUCUGCUGUGAAUGUGGCAUUCGAAGAAUGGUUCUGUGAACAGAAUCCAAUAAGAAAAAAGCUAAAUCCAGAAUUUUGUAACUAUUGAUGUUUGGACAGUUAGAAUAGUUCCUCAAGUGAUUUUAUGCUAAAAUUACUCAAUACUUUUUCAGCAAUUUUUGGAUCAUAAUCCUUUGGCUCUCUUAUGUGUGUGAGUGCAUAUAUAUGUGUGUGUACAUAUACUGUAUAUAAUAAAUACCUGAUACCCCAAA
This is a messenger RNA of Manis pentadactyla (Chinese pangolin), 1370 nucleotides long. It is a transcript of the gene ZC2HC1A, whose product is annotated as zinc finger C2HC-type containing 1A. The coding region runs from base 70 to 1158 and encodes 362 amino acids. Lineage: Eukaryota; Metazoa; Chordata; Mammalia; Pholidota; Manidae. The transcript is spliced from 10 exons. The record is from RefSeq and is a predicted model, not a curated record.